GACACGGUCCUGACAGCCGCUGCAGAGCCGAGCCGAGCCGAGCUGUCGCGAUGUGGUAGCCCCGAACCAUGGACAGCAGAAUAAAGGAGAGUCCAGACAGAACAUUUGAUCUGGUUCUGCAGGUGUCGUGUCCAGCAUCUGAGCAUGAAGAUCCAACCGUGCUGUGGAGCUUCCCCCAGGACCACACAGACCAGGAGGUCCUUCAGACGAUACCAAAGUUCUGCUUUCCCUUUGACGUGGAAAGGGUUAACCAGAGUCAGGUGGGGCAGAACUUCACCUUUGUGCUGACGGACAUCGACGGCAAGCAGAGAUUUGGUUUCUGUCGUCUCACUCAAGGCUGCCGGAUCUGCAUAUGUCUGCUCAGUUAUUUACCAUGGUUCGAAAUCUACUACAAGCUGCUAAACACCCUGUCGGAUUACCUAAUGAAACAACAGGAAAAUGACUUGAACGACAUGCUCAAUUCUCUCUAUGAUCUGCCUGUGCCAAAGCCCUUCACGCCAGUCAACCUGAGUGUGAAUGAGCAGUUGUAUAUUGCCACUGGGCAAGUACUGAGAGAUCGGGGAAGCAAGGAGAUGCACUCCUACUUCAUCGCCCCGGAUAUCAAUGGACUGCCAACGAUCCCUGAGAGUAGGAACCUGACAGAGUAUUUUGUGGCCGUGGACGUCAACAACAUGCUCCAGCUCUACGCCUGCAUGCUGCACGAACGACGCAUCAUCAUUACCUCAAGCAAGCUUAGCACUUUAACUGCAUGUGUCCACGGCGCGGCUGCCAUGCUCUUUCCCAUGUACUGGCAGCACAUCUUCAUCCCUGUGCUGCCCCCGCAUCUUCUGGACUACUGCUGUGCCCCCAUGCCAUACUUCGUGGGAGUUCAUCUGAGUCUGCUCGAGAGAGUACGUAGUAAAUCACUGGAGGAUGUGGUGAUUCUGAACGUGGAUACCAACACCUUGGAGAGUCCAUUCGAAGACUUGCACAACCUGCCCAGUGACGUGGUGUCCUCUCUGAAGAGCAAGCUGAAGAAGCAGUCGACGGCAACAGGAAGUGGCGUGGCGAGGUCCUUCAUGAGAACGCAGGCCGCUCUAUUCGGAUGCUACCGAGACGCCCUGAGAUAUAAACCAGGGGAGCCUAUCACUUUCUGUGAGGAGAGCUUCGCAAACCACCGCUCCAGCACCAUGAGGAACUUCCUGUCGAUGGCUGUCAACCUGCAGCUCUUCAAACAGUUCAUCGACGGACGGCUGGCCAAAUUGAACGCAGGCCGCGGCUUCACCGACGUGUUUGAAGAGGAGAUCACAGAGGGGGGCUUCUGUGGAAGUAAUUCAAGGUCUUAUCAGCAAUGGAUGCACACCGUGAAGAGAGGAGGAGCACUCAUCAACACGGCCGUGACAAAGGCCAGGAGUCAUGCCAAGAGGGGCAUCCGGGACAUUAAGGGCAGACUAAAAGCAAGGGAAGAGGAAGAAGAGGGGAUGCCGGUCUGUGCCGGGUCUCCCACCAGCACCAAGAGCCUGUCUCCAAGGAGACUGCAGAAGAUGAGACGGCAGAACCUCAGAAAGUCUCCCAUGAGCAUGGACCCCCGAGAUCUUGGCUACGGGCUGGAUGAUGAUGAGCUGGACAGUGCGAGCAAGCUGUCCUCAGAAGACAGCGGGGACGUCCCCUCCUACACAGAGGACAGCGACGACUCGUACUCGCUGGAGCUGGACAUCGACCCGUCCCGCUCGGGCCAGAUGAACCUGCUGGAGGAGAUCCUGGACUCUCUGAACACCACGGGUCUGGACCAAGGAAAACUCAGUGCCGCCAAGAGCCUGGACUUCUUCAGGUCCAUGGAUGAGUUGGACUACAAGACACCGACCAAACCGACCCCCCCCACUGAGGCGACCCCUGCAGAUGACUGUGGUUGUGCUGGGGACCAGAAUCAGGGCGGCUGGAACAUGGGCCAGGACGACAGCGCCAUCCACGGAAAACACCUCCCACCGUCUCCACGGCGACAGCCCAACAAGAGCAGCCUGAAGGUGUUGAAGAAGCCUGUGGUGGCUCCUCCAGCCCCCCCAGCCCAAGCUGCGGACGUGUCCAGACCCCGGCCAAGUUCUCCUCAGCCCAAAUCUGCCCCAGUCCCUCACCUUUCAUCUCCGGAACGACAUCCAGGACACCGCUUCUCCUACAUGCCCCUACUGCCCCACAACCCGACACCCACUCCACCAUCUCCCUCACUCUCUUACCCUCACAGCUCUCUAGCACCAGACUCUCACCUGGACUACCCUCCUGAUCCGGUGGGCCGGUCCCGGACCAUCUCAGACCCCCAGGCCUGCACAGAGUCUUCUCAGACCCUGAACCAGAAUUCCUCCACUGGCAUCCUGAGGAGGAAGGUGCUGUCCAAGGAGAUGGUGAGGCAAUACCACGAAAAGGCCCUUCACAGGCAGGGCAGCCGGGUCUACCAGGAGGGCGAGGAGAAGCACAGACAGUCAGCUAUGCCGGUCCCGUGGGAGAAAGAGGUGUCCAAAGAGGGGCUCCUGGGUCUGGGUGAGAGUCCAGGCUCUGGGGCGGCUGUGGUGCAGGAACAAACCCUCCUGGAGGAGAUCGACGCCAGGUGUUGCCUCGGCUCGGUCCUCCACACCAGCCUGCAGCUCUCCCAGGUUCACUGCAACAACAGUCACCAGCAGGUCCAGGGCAAAGCCACGGAGGAGUCCUGAGGGACCUCAAAGACUCAGUGUCCGUAAAACGCCAUAGAAGUAUAUUCACUGUCAUCGUAGACGACAUGAGCAGUUCAGAAGCUUUUCUAUCAACACCCAGUGAUGAGCGAAGGCCACAAACAAACCUGAUGUCAUACAGGAAGCCACAAAGCGUUAGCUUGGAUGCUAAAAGGAAAACGGGAGCGAUGAGCUGGUUCACUGCACAAUUCUACAUCUGUUGUCAAUCUUUGUUUUCAAAUGAUUCAAUUUGUAUUUCAGGUGAAAUAAUCUGACAUUGUAUCUCAACUUGUUGUUUCCAAGAUAAGUGGACAAACUUUUUACUUAUUCGGGAAGCGAAAUAGAAAAACAACAAAUUAGUUUUCUUUAUAGUGAUUCGGAUGCUACAACAAGAAAAACACAAAGUGAGACAUGCAGUGUUGUUAUUUCAGUUGGUUUUAAGAAAGUACAAUUCUAUAAACUCCAAACAAAAGAGACAAGAUUGAUGUUUCUGCAUCACAGUAUUUUUGUUGAUAAUCGUCUACAUUUCUGAAGGACACAUUCUCGUGUGUUGUAUUAUUCAUCUAGAAAACAUUUCACAAUGCAAAACUCGACCCUUGAAUUAUAUUUUGCACAGAAUAUAUGUAGCCGACAGGUGAAGGAGGAAUUGUUCACAUUGCGAAGAGGAAAUCCAGAAACGGCUGCGUCAGCAUUACGAGGGGGCGACGGCUCCUCAUGGUCCAAACAUUUCACUUGAUCAAAAUUUGCACUUGGUUAUCAACAAAUAAUACUCAGUUAUUACUUCGUGGUACAAAAAGUCAAACAGGAUUUUCUAGAAACAAAUGAAACUAAUGAUACACUGUGUAAUUUAAUAUGUUUUUUUUUAUCACCAUGCCUUAAGUGGACAUGUGAUUUUGUUUAUAAUACUCUGGUGUCUUAAUCUAUCUAUCGAUACCAAUACAGGUACUUUGUAAUCCGAUUACUUACAGAUCGUUAAUGCAACAGUUAGUAGAACUUAAACAGCACUGUGUGUAUCUGUAUUAAUAGAGUAGUUAAUAUAUGAAGUGCUUUAAGUUGCUGUUUUUAAAUUGCAUUCCUGAUCAUGAACUGUGCACGUGGAGAAACCUCUCUCCUCUCCCUGCGUUCCUCAGGACACUUCUGCAAAUACACUCAAAGUUUAAAGCCGAUUCUUAUGAAAAAAAAGCCAAUAUCCUUCGUCCAGCUCCUCUUCUUCCUCUUUUCCCACUGUCACCGCUCUGCCCCUCACGUUGUCUCUCUCUCUCGACCUUUAGAACGGCCGCCAGUUGUUGCAGAGCUUGUGAGGUUUGGAGCGGAGGUGAAAAAGGUGAACUUUAUGCGAUACGACAGAUAAAACCGUACAUUCCUGUUAUUAUCUACAGAUCCCGUGGAAAGACCGAAACUAACGAAACAAUGCUCUGCCUCUCAGACCCACCCCCCCCUCCCCUGUUUGUGGCCCACAGCCUCAAGCCCAUUGUUCCUACUGAUGAUGUAACCUAUCAAAGUGGGUCACAUACUGAAAAAAGUUCUAAUUUUCAGUCUCAAAACAAGACGUAGCUUCUACAAUUAAAUACAUUCAUCUGUAGACUUCUAAUCAGUGGAAUUAAUUCAUCGUUGAUUUUGGGUUUUCUCACGGGAUUUGUUGACUUUUUUCCGAAGAAUCCAGAACCUCUCGUAUAACGUUUUUAUCGGCGCGUCUCACAUGAGGAAAUGCAAUCUCUGUCCCUCUAGGUCCGAGUCUCACACUGUAAUGUAACGCAGUGAUUGACGAUUGUGCUGUGAUGAAGCAAUACAGUUCUCCUCAGAGAGUAGCUACGUGGAUGUAUCGUGUACAGAGUCGAAACUAUUUCUAUAACAGACUCUCCUGUGGAGAGAAAACGCCAUGUCCGGAGAUUGUGGGUUCCCAUCGUUCUCUUGAGUCACCACAAAACCCAGGAAGGGAAAAAAACGAAAGCCCUUUCAUGUGCUUGUGUUGGGAUUAUUACAUUUAUGGUUCGUUGUUCUUAUGAUUUAUGCCAGACGCCAGUCGGUGUGGCAGUUUAAUAGCAGCUAUUCCUCCACUUUUUGAGUGCUGCUCUGCGUUAACGAUUCGCCUAUAAAGUCUUUGGCGUGCUUCUAAAAGCCCAGGAAUCGGUCCUAGUAAUUCUGAAAAGGAAAAAAAUAAACUAGACUCCAGAACAAUCUCCGUACGGGCCUCACCUAUCGCAAACAAGCUUAUUUACUAUGCAAGUAUUUAAAAUGAUGAAAAUAUAGUAUUUUUUUCCACAUUAUAUUCUAUAAUUCUACUUGAAACCAACCAAAAUUUAAUUCCUAGUGAGAAUAAACCUCACGUGUCCCUAAAUAAAUUCACAGUGUGAGCUGAGGUGUGUCUAAAGGUGUGAGUGUGUGUUGUGCCUUAAACAGUCAGAGUACCAUCCUAUACAAUCACAACAAGGUACAGUAUCAGAAAGUAAUAUGCAAUGGUUUCCGACCACCUUGUAUCACACUAUGGAGCAUCUUUGUAUUUAUAUGACAAACGGACACAAAAGCCCUGAUUUGGUUUGGUGAGGAAAUGACUGAAGUCGGGUAGCAGCGUUGUUUGUGUAGCUGUUGUGUUUCUGACUUUCUGCUUCAGCUGCAGUUUUUCUUUUUCUUUGGUCCCGUGGGCGCUGGGAACUUCCUGUAUUGAAGAGAGGAUGUUGGAAUUUCUCUGAGUCAUUUUGUCCUUAUUUGUAAACUAAGUACUUUCCUUGAUUGUGAUAUUAAUACGUAUUUAGUUUGUGCUCCUUGUCUUUUUCAUCUCUCUCUUUUUUUUUAAAUACCCUGACUACUCAUUCUGAGCAAACUGUAUUAAAAAAAAAAACAUUUCUCAGAGGAGUUUCUUUAGUUGAUUUCAUAUUGAUGAAUAAUUAUUUUCGACUGAAUAGACGUGUAUUUUUUCUGGCCUAAGUAUAUUUUACAUGAAUAAUAUAUGAUCGGUGUUAUAUGUUGUAAAGACAAGAUAUAAAUGACACCUAAUAUUUGAAUGUUUUAGAAUUUAUUUUUGGAGGAAAGAAACUAUAGAGAGAAUCUAAGAGAAAUGUCCCAUGUAGCCGUUCAGGUUCAGAAGCAUCUGUCACCUUGACUGAGACUGAUGCUUGUACAUGGUGCAACACUUCCUGUUGUAUCUGCAUGUGUGUACCUGUUUGUGUUGUAACGCUAUGGUUUAGUUUAUUCUUUUGUUCUGAAUUAUUAUUUGAGCAGUUAGCACUUCCAUCAGGUCAAUGGAAAUGAACAUUACACUUCUGCCUUGCUGUGGCUAUCGUAGCUUUUAACGUCAUCGAGCCUUUGCAUUUCAUGUCGAGGAAAACAUUUUUCUUUUUUUUGUUAGCAGUAAAUUAAACUGUAGAGGUUUGUAGGGAGAAAUAAUUGAGCAAUGAGCUGCUGCUGCUGCGGAUAUGAAAAGCUUUAGUGACUCUGGUCCUGUUUACACUCGUGUUGUACAACAGUGAAGUGAUGAUUGUCAGGGAAUUCGCAUUUCAACGUGUGCAAGCUUGAGACAAUAAAAGAUUCCCAACACUCAUUAAAAGCUAUCAGUUAACAAAGAAAUAAUAAGUGAAAUUGAAAAUUCGAAGAGACGGAUGUGAGGGACUUUGAAGCAGCUUUUCUAAACUUACUACAGAGUAAAGAUCAGGUUUAACUUCCCCUAAGCAAAAUAUUCAAGAACAGUUAUUUUUUAUUAUAGUAAAUUUGAAUGUUACAGUGAGAAACUUCCUUUUUUUCAUUUCAGUCUGUUUGUUUUUUAUUAUUUUAUUAUCUCUUUUUUUAUGCCAUUUAAUUUGAUUCUCUGAUUCUGGGCACAAUUGCAUGUUUUCAUUGCAGAGAAAACAACCGUCUUAAACAACUGAGGUCAGUCUAAUGUGCUAUUGAUGAGUAACAUGGUACAACUGCACGUAAUGUAUGCACUGUGAACUGAAAAUAAAAUGACACUGUUUCAUU
Molecule: messenger RNA, 6632 nt
Organism: Limanda limanda (common dab)
Lineage: Eukaryota; Metazoa; Chordata; Actinopteri; Pleuronectiformes; Pleuronectidae
Gene: dennd1b
Product: DENN/MADD domain containing 1B
Exons: 23
Coding region: 69-2681 (870 amino acids)
Biological process (GO): endocytosis; endocytic recycling
Cellular component (GO): nuclear speck; intracellular membrane-bounded organelle; cytosol
Molecular function (GO): phosphatidylinositol phosphate binding; guanyl-nucleotide exchange factor activity
Source: RefSeq, a predicted model, not a curated record